Molecule: messenger RNA, 3938 nt
Organism: Trifolium pratense (red clover)
Lineage: Eukaryota; Viridiplantae; Streptophyta; Magnoliopsida; Fabales; Fabaceae
Product: tetratricopeptide repeat protein SKI3
Exons: 22
Coding region: 200-3745 (1181 amino acids)
Cellular component (GO): Ski complex
Molecular function (GO): protein binding
Source: RefSeq, a predicted model, not a curated record
AUCGGUGACUCGGGCUCUUUUUUCUGGCUCUAACGCGAAUACAGUCUUGCUUAGGUGGCGCCGGUUGAGAAGAAGGCUUGUUGUUGAUUCAUCUUCCUGGUAAAGUGUCGUUGUUACCACCGUCCGUCCACCAUUAUCAGCUACUGAAGUUUACUUUCGUCUGGUUCGGCUGUCAAGACCUAGUCAGAGGCCCUCACUGAUGGCCUCCGAAACGACGCAUACGGAUGAAGAACAACAUCUCUUCCAACGCUUGAAGGAUUCCUCAGACGACGCCUCUCUACAUUUUGAUAUUGGCUUAUUAUUAUGGAAUAAAGACGGAGGAGAUGCCAACUCCAAGGAAAAAGCUGCUGAACAUUUUAUUUUAUCGGCAAAAUAUAACCCUAAAAACGGAGAAUCUUUCAAAUAUCUAGGGCAUUAUUAUGGAGGCGUUUCCCUUGAUACUCAGAGAGCCCUUAAGUGCUACCAGCGAGCUGUUGCUAUCAACCCUGAUGAUUUCGAGUCUGGGGAAGCUCUUUCCGAUUUACUUGACCAAGGUGGAAAGGACAGUUUGGAGGUCGCACUAUGCCUUGAAGCUACUAAAAUCUCACCACGUGCUUUCUGGGCUUUCCGCAGAUUAGGUUUCCUGCUGGUUCAUCAGAACAAAUGGUCCGAAGCUGUUCAGAGUCUUCAACAUGCCAUUCGAGGCUAUCCUACUUGUGCUGAUUUGUGGGAAGCUUUGGGCCUUGCUUAUCAGCGGCUGGGCAGGUUUACUGCAGCUGUAAAGUCUUAUGGCCGUGCAAUCGAGUUGGAUAAUAAGAUGCUAUUUGCUUUGGUCGAAAGUGGAAAUAUUUCAUUGAUACUUGGUCAAUUUAAAAAGGGGGUUGAACAAUUUCAACAAGCUUUGGAGAUUUUGCCAGAUUGUGUGCCUGCACAAUAUGGACUUGCUUUGGGACUGCUUAGUUUGGCAAAAGAUUGCAUUAACCUAGGAGCAUAUCAGUGGGGAUCUUCAUUGUUAGAGGAAGCAUCUGAGGUUGCCAGAAAGAGUGCUCGUUCUUUCAUGAAUAUCUCGUGUAUUUGGAAGCUACAUGCAGAUAUUCAGCUUGCAUAUGCAAGAUGUAAUCCUUGGAUUGAGGAGGUCCAAAAAUUGGAAUCUGAUAAGGAAGCCUUUAGUGCUUCUAUCAUUUCAUGGAGGAAGACCCGCUUUUUGGCUGCAACACAUGCUAGGUUUUCGUACCAACGAGCCUUACACUUAUCUCCAUGGCAAGCAAACAUCUACAGUGACAUUGCAGUAACUUCAGAUCUCAUUACAUCAUUGAGCAAAAAUUUUAAACAAGACUUAAGUGCACGGCAGCUAGCAGAAAAGAUGUCCGUUGGAGCCUUGCUACUCGAGGGUGACAAUUAUGAGUUCUGGGUGGCAUUGGGGUGUUUGUCUGACCAUAAUGCACUAAACCAGCAUGCUUUGAUCAGAGGACUGCAAUUAAAUGUAUCUCUAGCUGUUGCUUGGGGAUAUCUUGGGAAGUUAUAUUUUAAAGCGGGUGAAAAGCAAUUGGCAAGACAAGUGUUUGAUCGUGCACGAAGUAUUGAUCCUGGCCUUGCAUUGCCAUGGGCAAGUAUGUCAGCUGAGUCUUACGGAAGUAGGGAGCCGGCGCCAGAUGAGGCAUUUGAAAGCUGUUCCCGAGCCGUGCAGAUAAUGCCUUUAGCUGAAUUCCAAAUUGGGCUAACUAAGCUUGCUUUGCUGAGUGGCCAUCUUUCAUCUUCACAGGUUUUUGGAGCUAUUCAGCAGGCUGUACAGCAUUCCCCUCACUAUCCUGAAUCCCAUAACUUACAUGGACUGGUAUGUGAGGCUCGAAAAGAUUACAAGUCUGCUGCUACAUUUUAUAGGUUAGCACGUCAUGCAUUUAGCAUUGGCUCACAGAGUAAUCAAAACUCACAUAUAAGGGAUGUUUCUAUCAAUUUGGCUAGAUCACUUUCCAAGGCCGGGAAUGCUGCUGAUGCUUUGCAGGAAUGUGAAAAUUUGAAGAAAGAAGGGGCGCUUGAUGAAGAAGGUUUGCACGUGUAUGCUUUCUCGUUAUGGCAACAUGGUGAAAAGGAUUUGGCUCUCUCUGUAGCUGGGAGUCUUGCUGCAAGUCUUUCUUCUAUGAAGAAAGCAUCUGUGGCGGCAUCCAUUUGUUUCAUCAGUAGAUUAGUGUACUUCAUAUGUGGACUGGAUGCAGUCAUUACUAGCAUUGUCAAGAUGCCAAAGGAGCUAUUUCAGAGUUCAAAAGUUAGUUUUGUUAUGUCAGCUAUCAAUGCACUUGAUGCACAAAAUCGUCUUGGAUUGGUCGUCGCAAGUACCCGAUAUUUUCUCAAAUAUCAAGAAGAAAUUUCUAGGAUGCACUUUUUAAUAGCGCUUGGGAAAUUGGUGAAAAAUGAAUCUGAUUUCUGCCUUGACGUUAAAAGUGGAAUUGCCUACCUCAGGAAAGCGCUGCACAUGUUUCCUAACUGUAAUUUGAUAAGGAAUCUUCUGGGCUAUCUCUUGCUUUUCUGUGAAGAACUAAACAAUUGUCAUGUGGCAACUAGGUUUUGUAAACUGGACCAUCCUGAUAUGUCUGAUCAGGAAGGUUUAAAAUCAGCUUAUGAUAUUCAUGGUGCUGGAGCAGUUGCUUGCUAUGUCACUGACAACAAUCCGAAGUUUACUUUUCCAACUUGUUCAAAGAAGUGUUCUAGUCAUCCACGAGCUAUCAAAUACCUUCAGAAAUACAUUCAUCAGAAACCAUGGAAUCAUGAUGCCCACUACUUGCUUGUUCUUAAUUAUCUUCAGAAGGCACGUGAACAGAGAUUUCCUCAUCAUCUCUGUGGUCUACUAAAUCGUCUAAUUCAAACUGCUCUUUCAAAUGAAUUGUAUAGCGAGACAGAAAUGCGUUAUCAAUAUAGACACUUCCAACUUCUACUUUGUGCUUCUGAGAUCAGUUUACAAUGUGGGAAUCACAUGAGCUGUAUCACUGAUGCCAAAAAGGCUUCUCAACUUGUGCUUCCUGAUGAUUAUUUAUUCUUUGCACAUCUACUAUUAUGCCGUUUGUAUGCCAUGAAAGACGAUCAUCUAAAUUUUCAGAAAGAGUAUGCAAAGUGUUUGGAGCUCAGGACAGAUUGCCAUAUUGGUUGGAUCUGCCUCAAACUUAUGGAAUGCCAUUUUGAACUGGAAAUAGAUUCAAAUGCCAUAGACUUGAACUUCGAAGAAUGCAUUAAAAGGGGUGGAAAUUCAUGGAAUAUGUGGAUGGCUGCAUAUAACCUAGUGAGAGGAGUGAAUUUGUUGCAAAAAAGGGAUUUAGUCUCAGCCGAAGAGUUUGUGGCACAGGCUUGUUCAUUGGCUGGUUUUGAAAGCUGCCUCUUUCUAUGUCAUGGUGCCAUCUGUAUGGAGCUUGUCAGGCAGCACAGUAGUCCUCACUACCUAUCACAGGCUAUUAAGAGCCUUACCAAAGUUCGUGAGUUUUCGCUGGUUCCCUUACCUUUUGCCUCAAUACUAUUGGCUCAAGCAGAAGGAAGCCUUGGUUCUAAGGAGAAAUGGGACAGAAACCUUCGCCUUGAAUGGUAUAAUUGGUCGUCAGAAAUGAGGCCUGCAGAGGUCUACUUUCAAAUGCAUUUGCUUGCCAGACAGUUGAAAGUUGGGCUAAGCUCUAUGUCUAGCAUGGAGUCCUCUCAAAGUCCCCAUAGAUGGGUUAUUCAGGCAAUACACGCGAAUCCUUCUUGCAUGCGAUAUUGGAGGGUUUUACAGAAGCUUAUGGAAUAAUCAUGAAAACAGAAGGAACAAGUUUCACGAUCGGGAGUGGUCGGGUUCUGUAUAUGUUUCACUUCUAUUGUCUGCUAUUUGAGAAAGAGGAUGUUUGAUCAAAUAAAUAAUUUGUAAAUGGCAAUGUGGAAUUUCAUAUCUUGACCAAAGCAAGAGUUAAAUGAUAACAGUUUGAUGCUUCAUACUCAGCAAA